AUGGUCUCUAAGUUAGAACCUCUUGAUGGUAACAACUAUAAGAGAUGGUCACAAAAGUUACUAAUCUUCUUUGAACAAUUGGAAGUAGAUUAUGUUUUGAAUGAAGACGUUAUUGAGACUCUCAAGAAUGCGGAAGAAGCUGCUAAAACCGCUACAGCAGCAAUUCCGGCGGCCACAAUGGAAGCCUUGAAGAAGAAGGAGAAGGACAACAAGCUUGUUCGUGGCCAUAUCCUCAACCACAUGAACAACACUUUGUUUGAUUUGUUUGUCAAUUUCAGGUCAAGCAAGGUUAUAUGGGAUUCUUUGGAGAAGAAAUAUGGAGCAAAUGAUGCCGGGAAAAAGAAGUACGUGGUGGGCAAGUGGAUCAACUUCAAAAUGGAUGAUGAGAAGCCUAUCAUGACUCAAGCUCUUGACUAUGAGAACAUGGUGACCGAAAUCCUUGGUGAAGGCAUGAAGAUGUGUGAGACUCUUCAAGCCAAUGUUCUCUUGGAGAAAUUCCCUCCCCCUUGGAAUGACUACCGUAAUUCUUUGAAGCACAAGAAAAAGGACAUGACCCUCCAAGAACAAAUUAUCAAGAACUAA
Chenopodium quinoa (quinoa) is the source of this 582-nucleotide messenger RNA. RefSeq lists its product as uncharacterized. Lineage: Eukaryota; Viridiplantae; Streptophyta; Magnoliopsida; Caryophyllales; Amaranthaceae. The record is from RefSeq and is a predicted model, not a curated record. The transcript has a single exon. Bases 1 to 582 code for a protein of 193 amino acids.